Molecule: messenger RNA, 10977 nt
Organism: Anopheles cruzii
Lineage: Eukaryota; Metazoa; Arthropoda; Insecta; Diptera; Culicidae
Product: ankyrin-2-like
Exons: 12
Coding region: 1-9450 (3149 amino acids)
Biological process (GO): signal transduction
Molecular function (GO): protein binding
Source: RefSeq, a predicted model, not a curated record
AUGCCUCGACAAUAUGCCUGUUACCGCACGCAUUCCCAUAUUGCGCCGUACCAUGAAGGUGUGUUUCGGAAAAGAUCUCUGAAAGGUGGCACGACCCGUGCUCAGUGGGAGGAUGUGACCGGAUCGACGCCGCUAACGUUCGUGAACGAUUGCGUGUCGUUCACUACGACCGUAUCGGCCCGGUUCUGGCUGAUGGACUGCCGUAACAUAGCCGAUGCGACGAAGAUGGCAACCGAGCUCUACAAAGAGGCCAUACACGUGCCGUUUAUGGCCAAGUUUGUUGUGUUCGCUAAGCGCACCGAUCCGCUGGAGGCGCGUCUCCGGGUCUUCUGCAUGACAGACGACCGUGAGGACAAAACGCUCGAGCAUCAGGAGCACUUUACCGAGGUCGCCAAAAGCCGAGACGUCGAGGUGCUGGAGGACAAACCGCAGUACAUCGAGUUGGCCGGAAACCUGGUGCCGGUCACGAAGUCGGGCGAGCAGCUGAGCCUGCCGUUCAAGGCGUUCCGGGAGAACCGACUACCAUUCGCGGUGCGGGUGAAGGACCAACACGCGGACAUCGUUGGGCGCACGCUGUUCAUGCGCGAGCCCAAGAUUGCCAAGGGUGAACCGCCGCAGCAGCCGAUCUGCAUACUGAACAUUGUGCUCCCGGAAACGAUCAUACCGGAGCACACGACCACCAUUCAGGACUCGCACGAGAUAUUGCUGCGCGUCGGUCGAUCGCGAGCCGUGGCCCCGCCUCGGCAGCUGCUGGUUGACGACCAGAACUACCUGGGCGAGCUGCGCGUCGUAGACAUUUCGAACCUGCUCGGGGAGGAUUGGAUCAGACUCGCACCAGAAAUCGGCGUAAGCGAGACGGACGUGGAGAACAUCAUUGCCCAGAUCCCGACCAGCACGGCUCAGCAGGCACAGGCGAUGCUGAAGCAGUUCCAAUCCAAACCAAACAACGACUUCAACAUCUUGGAGAACGGACUGCGCACCAUCCAUCGGGACGAUAUCGUGGACCGGUGCAUACGCAGUGCCACCACCACCGGCACCACGACCACCGUUACUAUGCGCAACAAAACUUCCUUUUCUAUCGGCAAACGCAGUGUCGACUCCGCUGCAGAGAUACUCACCGAGACGGAUUCCAUAUCAAAGAUGGCACAAAAAGACGAUCGCCUCUCGAAAAAGGAAUCCACCAAAUACUCGGUGGAGGAGAAAACCGUCGAGGAGUCGGAGGAAUCGGAGGAAGAGCUGGUGAAGAAAACGGUGGCGGAGCGGCGUAAACAAAUCGAGAAGCGGCUGUCGGCCGACCGUUCGAUACCGGCAUCCACCCAGAAGAAAGAGCUAGUCGAGGAGAUCAUCACCAUCAAGCGGCAAAGUGUCAUAGACGAUACGCGGGCGCGGCACGAGGAAGAAAUUCUGAUGCAGAAACCGAUCGACAACACGUACAAAUCGGCCACCAUGCCGGAGCCAGUGGUCAAGCUGAAAACGGCCGUCGUGAAGGAUGGCCCUACGGUGAGGAAGGAUGAGUUCGACCAGGAGCUGCAGGAUAAGUUCAAAACGACACUCAAGAACGUGGAGGAGUUUGAGCACAAGUCUGAAGUCCUCGAACAGCUGGGAUCCGACGUCGUUACGGUCAAGAGUGUUUCAUCUUCACCACGCGUUGUGGAGGAGUUGAAGAAAAAACCGGAGGAGAGUCUUCCCGAGGCAGUGCAAGUGGAUUCCGAAAAGCAGCAGUGGCGCCAGUCGUCCAACGAGGUGGUGUCGCCAGUUCCGCGAGAGCGUGCUCCUGUUCCGGCCAAACGUACCAGCCUGACAAAGGAGCCGGAAGAGUUGCAUGGCAUCGUCGAGGAAUCGAUCAAGGACGUCAAGCAGCGAAUCAGUUCUUUCGAAACCAAAACCAAGACUGAAACCCUAGUUGGCAGCAAGCACUCGUCUACGGACACGAGCAGUGCGCGCGACUCGUGGAACGAGGAACACCGGAAGGAGUUGAAACAGGCUGUUGAGGAGCAUGCGGCUCGAUCGGCGCAGAUGUCCGAAGACUCCGAAAGUGAGUUGAUUGCUCGGAAGGAAGUCACCACCAGUCAAGAGCAGCGCACCGUGGACGAAUUGUCGAAAACGACAUCGCAACAGGACACUACGAAGUUCGAGCAGAUCAAAACUCAUCACCAUGGGGUGUCUUUUGCGCACGAAAAAGAAAGCUUCUCGGACGACCCUGCGAGCAGCGACGGCCAGCCGGUUGUGGAGGAUGCGCGAUGGAGGGAACAAGACUCCGAGCCUUCUUCGAUGUCAGAGGCACGGCAUGUGCAGCAAGUGACCACGACGACGGAAGAAAGCUUCUCACAACAAUUCAAAUCCGAAACCGUGAGUAAGGUGGAAGAAACGCUCACUAAGGUUGCAGCAAAGUCCGCAGCAACCGUCCUCGAUGCUGGAUCCAAAUUGACACAGUCUGUCGACUACGCCACCACGGGCAAGGAUGAUAGGGGGCUGGUGCGCGAAGAAUUUGUUGCCCGCAGCGCCGAGAGUAGCAGUUUCGUGGACCGCAAGGUGGAAUCGGUCGUGCGCGAGCAGCGUAAUGAGGAACCGGUCGUGGAGAAGCGUGAUGUACACCGGGAGGUCAAGGAAAGCUCGGACAAAAUGGCAGAAGCCCACCUGAAGGAAAUCGUAGCAGGUGACAAGGGUAGUGCUCCGCUUGAGUCAUCGACGGAAGCCUAUACGGUGGAAAGUUUCGACGGUGUACGGCGAGAAACUACGAGCUCGGAUCCGUCGGGAACUUUGGCUGAGCUGAGUGGAACAGCGGUAUCCACCGUGGAGACCGCAGUUCGUCAAGGGGAAGAUAUGGUCAGCGAAAAAAUUGUCGAGAAGGAAGAGGAACUGCGUCGAACCGAGAAGAAGGUGUCCGCAGAAUCGGUGGAAACACCGGCUGUGACGGAGACGGUCUCGCGAACGAUUUCCCAGGAAAUAACAUCAAAAAUACCGGUGCCAUCAAAGAAGGCUAGUCCGGACGCGAAAGAUCAUUCGGAAGCUGAAGCACCCCUUGCAAACGAAUCCAUAGAAACCGAACAGAAGCUAGUGUUUGACGUAGAAAAUACACAAUCAGCUGCCGAACAAAUGGAAGCAACGGUUUCCAAAAUUCCUCGCUUUGGUGUGCCCAAGCCCGCGGGCAAACCUGACGUGACACCAGUAAAAUCUCCAGAACCAGACAGUGCCAGCUUAUCUAAGAUACCGAUCUUCAAAGACCGCAAAGUGUCGGAGCAGAUUUCAAGCGAUUCUUGUGAAACGGUCAUUUGCCAGAAAUCGCUAGCAGAGCAGAGCAGCCACCGUGGGCCCACCGACGGAACCGUCAGUGAAGUUAAGUUCUGGGACAGGGUGGGCAGUGAGCCGGAUGAUGCCAUUUUGCGGGACGAUGACGAGGAAGUGAUUCGAGCCACGAGUAAGUGUGACCGCGAACUAACCGAGAUAAUAACCAAGGAUCAUCGUGCGGUCACACCGGACGAUUUCAUCGAUGAAAUUAUCGAAGAGGCUCACGACAAGGUACAGCAGCUGCAGUCCGCUGACGUUACGGUCGGCACUCUGGACCUCAGUCGCUCGGAAGAAGAACAAUUCGACAAAUCGGCUUACCCGAUGCCGGAAUAUGUUUCGGAAGGGCACGUCUCGAGCCGUUACGAUGAAAACGAAAGCCUUGCGGAAGACGAAGAGCAGGAUCAGGAGAAGUGGAAAGAUACAUUCACCGAACACGACGAUGCAUUACAGACGUCGGCCAGUUUCGAAGGCGAUGAUGAUGAGUAUCUAGUGCUGGUUCACUCGGAGGCGGCUCGGCUCGUCGAUAGUGUGCUGGAGCAGAGUGUGUCGAUCGUCAGCGUCAGCUCGCAGCCCUUGGGCGGCCCGCUGACGGCCGAUCGCGAACUCCAGGCGCCGUCCGAUAGCGAACAGUAUGCGAUCCGGAGCGACAUCCUGUCGUCUGCCGAUGGCGGUCUGGUGGUGAAGUCGCCGACCAUCGAGUCCAUGUCCGGGAAGUCGUUCGACGACAACAUGAGCAACCCCGAGUACGACCCAUUGGUGCUGGGCACGUCCUCUUCCCCCUCCGUGCCGCGACGCCCUAGCGACGCGCUGGGCGAGCAGUGCGCCGAGCUGCCAGAGGGCAUGCCCCACGAUGAGGCCAGGGCACGGCCGGACCGUGGCUAUAAAACGGCAAUUCUCGCCGAUGACGGUGUUGACGGUGAUGGCGGUGAUGGUGAUGAUGGGUGUAAGGAGGGCAGCGAGGACCACGGCGAGGGCACACCGGACUCGGCCGCGGCCGCGGCCACUAAUGCCCGGCGGGCCAAGCAGGUCGAGCGCAAGUACGCCCGGCUGUCGGCGGACCUGGGCCCGGAAGUGUUGCUCGACAAAAACCAAGAGUACGACGAUGCGAUAUCGCAAAUCAAAGACGAGGUGUCGAUACUCCAGAGCGAGUACUCCAAGCUGAGCUGGGACGAAAGCAUGUCAGCCACUACGGGAGAUUUCGGAUCCAGCACGCCCGACAAUGACUUACAAGAAACAGAAACGCAACUGCAAACGCAAGAACCUAACGUACCAAAGACAGCACUCCGAACCCAAACUAAACCCGCUAUAGCUGCUGCCACUGUUGAACUCGCCGUUUCCGACGCUCCGCCAUGCGGUGCCGUGGACGCUGUAACUACUGCUAUUACUACUACCGCUACUGUUGCUGUUGCCACCAGUACUACCUCCGCCGAGUCUACCACGAGUUCGUCGUUGCACGGUAAGGUGGAGGAAAAGUCCGUCUCGCUGACGGCUACCGAGCCGGAACGGCCAAGCGAUUCGUCCAGCUACGAAGGUCACCCGCUGCCGAAGCCGCGUACUAGCAUCUCCUCCCGCACGGACACCGCUACCCGGUCGAGCCUGCUGGAGUCGUUCGAGCAUCAGGACUCGAUCGAGCAGUACCCGGAGCCGGUGGCGGCGGAGGACGCUUCAACCGGGGCCAAGUUCUUCAUAGGAGAGUGCAGCAGCGACAUUAUUACGCGCACCUCCAACACCACCACCACCACCACGGGGGUCACUGCCGCUGACCGGCGGCUGGACUUUGCAUUCGACAACGAGGGCUACACGCAGGGUUCCGAGGAUGAGCCGCGCCAGGAUGCGUUCGAGGUUUACCACCAGCAGGUCCGGCAGGACGACAGCUUUACGCUCGAUUCACUGAAAGAGCUCGACAUUGGGGCCAGGUCCACCACGGCUCCGGUCGUACACUCGCCUGUAGCGCCCGUGACGAUCCCUUUGCGGGAGGAGCCCUUGUCCGGCGGGUCGCAGCGCUACUCAUCGAUGACAUCGGACGAGCUGACCAUCGCGAAGACGCUCGAUGAGGUGAAGGAGUCGCUGGAUGCGGUGCAGGAUGAGCUGCAGGAAGCCGUCAUGGACGGCAGCACCAUCAAGCAGUCGCCGUCCGAGUUUGAGCUGAAAGUCCUGCCCGCGACGCACUACGCGCAUGAUCCGAUCUACGAGACCAGCCACGAGGAAGUGGCUCCUACUGCCACCGGCAUGGGAGCCGGUGAGAAAUCGGACCUUUCGGACGUGGAGUCAAAAGACCGGACCGGAGUAAGCCCGUUCCGAAUCGAUGAGGCCACCGUCUGGGGUACGGCAGGGUCUUCGGACAGUUCGCAGGCGAAGCUCGACGUUACCACGCGCGUAAGAAAGGGUCCGCACGCGGUUCGCGGCAGUCAGCGAUGGUCCGCCACCGAUGUGGACAGCUCCGGUGAAAGCCACUAUCAGAGCCUCGAGCACACGGACAGCAGCCGGCCGGUCUCGUCGGACCUGGAGAACGUCAUGGCCCACGUCUCGUCCGAGUACGAGACGGCCCUGGAGCACUCGACCGUGCGCACGUCCGCUACCGGGACCGAAUACCAUAGUGCCGUUAGCACGCUGCACUCAUAUCCGGUGAGCUCGCAUGACAGCAUGAAGAGUUUCGAUUCGGAGAGCUCUGGCAACCUGGCCAGCAUUGAGUCGGAAGCCACCGAGACGCUCGUCCCGUCAACGAUGGACGGUGACUUCGAUUCAUCGGAUGCGCCGCUGAUCCACGACGACUCCGAGGACGACCUGCGCGAUAAGCUGCUGCUGCUUGAUGACCGGGAAGAGCUCUCGUCAACGGCGAGCAGCAUUCCGAUCGCCAUGAAGCGAUCGCAUGAAAUGGACUUUGCGGAGCUGAAGCACGAGGACCGGGGCGAGCACCGGAUGGAGUUCGAAGCGGAUGUAGGCGUUCCGGAGCACGACGAGAAGCUGAGCUCCAGCAUAGGGACGGCUCACGAUUUGGUAGCGUCUAUGCAAGCGGCCGGCUUUGAGGACAGCAAAACCGACCAGCUGUCGGAGGAGACGAAGCUCGGCACGAGUGUCGAGGAUGGUAGCAUCCUGUCUAUCAGCCUGUCCAGUGCCUCCAACCUUGAGACUAUCAUGGAGAACCUAUCCGAACGGACGGCAACGGCGGCCACCCAUACCGACGUCGGUCUGGAUGCCGUGACACCCACCGGCAGCGGGGUGGCCUUGCUGCUCGGAGACGUCACGCUGACAUCGACCGUGCUGACGGAAGGGGAUGUGAACUUCCUCAAUACCCAGGCAACGACCGAGAUCAUUCAGCAGACCGAUCAAGCGGACGCACGGGAGGAAGCUGACGCCGACGCGGGUGAGUCGGGGCGCAAGCGGGGUCACAAGCGCACCGAAAGCACGGCCAUCGUGUCGGGCAAGUUUAUGGCGGAGAUGGAGGAGAACCGCGACUCGCUCGAAUCGCAGGACGAUUCGCUCUCGCUGGAGGCCUCCAAGCCGUCCAGCUCGGAGCGUGACGAAACGCGGGACGAGUCGUCCGACUCGGAUUACGAUCGGUACGAGAGCGAGUACUCGCGCUCUUUCCGGGCGCCGGUGGCACAGUCGAAGAAAAAGGACAAAAUGGUUGGCGACGUGUUCGAGAAGGACCUGGCCGAGCUGGAUCGGCGCAACUCGUUCUCGCCGUCCCAGUCGGUGAUCGAAACGAUCGUUGAGGAUGUGCACGCCGAGACGGAGCAGGGCGACGAAGCGCACCGCCUGAUGGUCAGCAAAAGCCAGCGCUUGCAGGAGUACCGCGAGUCGUCCACCCAGAACAUUCCCGACAUUCACGUCACGGCCGAAGUUACGGAGGGUGGUGAGGAGGACGAUCAGUCGGAGGAUUGUGGUGCGCCGGCUCCUACGGCCCCGGUGGCGUCGACAUCGGGCCCAGCGCAGCCGGAACCGCCCGUUCGACCCAUGCCUGACCCCGUGCCAACCGUGGUCCAGUACGCCAAACAGGAGGAAUUCCAGCUGACCGAGGAACAGUAUCAGGAGCUGAUCGAGCAAAAGUACAAAGCGAAGCUGGCCGAUACGACCACCAAGUACGGGUUCGAUGUGGACGAAAAGGACGAUUCGGCCGGUUCGGAUUCGUUCGAAAUGCUGGAGCAGCCCGACAUUUCGGACGAGUUCGUGAUCGUGGAGGAGGUGGCGCGCGAGGCGCACGAGUUCGACUCGGAGGGCAAGAGCGUGGCCAUCAAGCCGGUCAAACUGGAGAAGAAGCACGACGAGGACGUGGAGAAGAUGCUGGUAAAGUCGGCGCCGGCAAACACGAACGCCGGUUCGCUGUAUGCCGCCAACAUGCGCGAGGACAUGAUGUACGAGUUCGAAGAGAGCCCCCCGACCGGCACCGGGGGCACCGGGCCCGAAGAGGUCGAGGGGGCCGGCGUCACGAUGGACCUGCUGAACAAUGGGUACCCGCUCGAGGAGAGCAAACGCUGGGUGGAGAUGCAGCUGGCGGAGACGCAGAACUUCCGCUACCCGUACGAGGACCGGUUGGAGGACAUCAAGGAAGAGGACACGGACUUCGAGGUGGGCAGCAGCCGGAUUGGCUCGAUCAAGGACUCGUUCUCGAGCACCCCCGACUACGAUAUGCUGGCCCGGCGAAUGGCAUCGCGCGAGCACGAUGACAUUUCCAUGAGCAGCCUGCAGGAGUUUGAGAGCCUGGAGCAAGUGAUUUCGUUGGAGAACCGCAAGAUGCAGCAGGGAUCCCAGGACUCGCUGAGCAAUGGCAGCUUCACGCGCCGCUUCAUGCAGCGGGGCGGCGUACACGGGGACGACAUUAGCUUGUCGAGCCUGAAGGAGUUCGAGGGUCUGGAGAGCGCUUGCAUCGAGGCGCACCUGACCGAGAUCAAGGCCAAAGAGGAAGCGGCAUUGCUGCUGUCCCGUUCGGACGAGUCAAACAAAUCGGACCGAUCGAACGGAGCCAAGCGCAGCCCACCGACAAACGGUGCCGGAGCAAGGCAGGCUUCCGGUGGUGCCGUCCCGCAAACUGUAAGCACUACCGUGACCAGGACCGUGACCACCGUCGGCGGGCGUAGUGGCGCUGGACCGUCGGAGGUACUGUACACGGAGGUAGUGAAGAAAACUGGCACCGAGCUGGGCAAAGAUGCAUCGCCGGCAACGGUGACGAGCACCGUGGUUACGUCUAUCUCACGCGAAAGUUCCGUUCCGUUCGAGGAGGAAGAUACCUCGCACCUGCUGACGGUUUCUAGCGACAGUCUGGAUGGGGCGGUGCGUGCCCCGAAACAGGCACUGUCGAGCCGUGGCGACACCCAACCGUCGGCCCACUCGAGUAGCGACAGUCUGGAGAUACACGGCAAGAACAAUGUGGACGUGAUGACGAGCAGCAUGGACUCGAUUGAGUUUUCCAAGGCGGGUUUGGCUACCACCCGGUCCUCGCAGUCCGAUUCCAUCGAGCAUAUGUUGCAGCAGCAGCCGCCGCGCAGCGACAGCACCGAUUCGAUCGAAGCACAACACCAACAGCAGCACCAGGAACCGGGUCCCGACACCAGCAGCCCGACAAAAUCACUACACGGCCAGCGCAGCGAUGGUACGGCCGUAGCAGGCGGAAGUCAGCAGCACACCAUGUACACAACUACCACCACCGUGCAUGUGGCCGGUGGUAUGCAGAAGGACAUUUCGGCCGAUUCGCUCACCGGACCGGAUGCAGCUUUCCUUACCAGCACCGAGAGCCUGGAGACGAGCUCGACGGCCACGAAUGCCACCUAUCAGAACGAAACCGACUCCCAGAUGUCCUCCAGCGUAACCAGCUGUGAUUCAAUCACAAUGGUAGACACCCUGGGAGGACCUGGUAUGGACAGUUUUCACGUAGGGAUCGAAUUGCAGCAGCAGCAGCAGGCAACUUACGCCCAGCAACGGCAACAGCAACAGCAACAGCAAGUAUACCGUAGUUCGCAGAUCGCAUCCUCCUCCGCAACAGUGACCACGGCGAGCUCGUCCUCGUCAGCGGCAACGUCAUCGGCGUCGGCUUUCCACGGGCGGACGACGGAUAUUGAGCUAUUAAGUAGAGAACUGUUUCCAGGGGACAUGGCUUUCGAUGAGGUAACGAAGGAAACGGUCAAGGAUAAACCACAAAGUAAAUCUACCGAUAAGGAAGACUAAUGGUUGGGCUAAGACUCCUCUACAGACACACACACACACAAACUGACAUCACUUCCGGCAUUUUGCAGUGAUGCGAGAGCACGAUUUUAAGAUGUCUCCAGACAGUUUCAUCGCAAGCGCAUUACGCAGUUUUAUCGAACUACUAGCCUUUAAACAUACAAAAAGCCACCUAAAGGCCACAGAACCUUCGAUACUCCGAUAGGAUGUGUGUACUUUUCCACAAUUCCUCUACUAUUAUGGAACAACAAUCUUAAUCAGAAUACACAACGUUAUAUGCAUAUAAACCAUAAGCCAACAAAGGCAGCACUGUGCGAAAAGAUCGUCUCCGGAACAUGGCAGGAACAGCAUAAACAGGAACAUAGCUUGGCUGGCGCUCAUUUGAAUACGUGUUGUUUUGUAAUUCGGUAACAGUGGCAACAGCAUAAAAAGUUAGCUUUAUUUCAUACAUAUGCAAGAAAGGAAAGUUCAGGCCCUUUCAAACCGCUGUUGCGCCGCAAGGUAAUGGUCUAAGCCAAGCCUCACCGACAUAGUGCCGACUCAUUUCUAAACUUAACUGGAUCUCGAGCCACCCCAUCCCGAUGGCCCGGUGGGAACCAAUGGCAGUUUUACCAAGGCAACAAGCAAACUAGCUUUGGAACCUUAAGUUAAGGCAAUAUAGCAAGUGACUUGUCCGCUGCAAACAGAAUCGUACGGAUCAAGCCUUCGGUUGGAGCAGUUACUGAAGAACGGAGAUGCGCACGAGGCACUGCUUGCACUAUACUUGCAUCAAAUCCUUAACGUUACUGAACAUGCUUAUAUCAUUCUUGAAGCUUUGCGAUGGCUGAUUUACGGAUAACGCUUACUGGCAUAAGAUUCUGGUACUUCAUUUCUGCGCAUUCCCAACACCUUCGUGCGAAGGCGGCUUAACCCGACUGUGUGCGAAAAGGCAAGCGAGGUGUGCGCAACAAGGCUACGCGGGUAGCAUUAAACUCUUUUUUAAACAAAGCGGGAUGGUGGCAACACUGUGUGAAGCAAAGCAUGUUAUAGUUAAAAUUUACAAUUACUGAUAAAAUCUUAUAAUACAAACCGUAAAGUACGGAAUACACCCAAACGGGUACCUCCACUAAUGCUGAAAAGGUGUCGCGGGUGGUAGCUCAACGGGGCGCGGUCGUUUUUGUGAGAUACCAAGCAGGCAAGAUUAGAUAUUUUAACAAAGGUGAAAAUGGAAGAAAACCAAAACCAAAAUGCAUCCCCACACACACACUUUGCAUUUAAAAUAACACAAAGAAAAGGCGAAAUAAAUCAGUAGAUUCUAGGCGACUCGUGCGAGAGCCACGAGCGUGAUCUGAGAGAAAAUAUAAUGAUAUUAAUAUGAUGAAAAUAAUGUGACAUCCGCCGACAUGUAAGUGCUGCUGGCGUAGCCGUCGGCGGUGUGUAUGGAAUCAACCAAUCAGAAAAUGAUUAUUAGUGAAACGAAGUCAAACAACAUGCAGCAUAACAACAUAGAUGUACCAUUUGCAAAAUGUAUGAAAAAUAAAAGUGCUUACA